Messenger RNA from Nicotiana tabacum (common tobacco), 2111 nucleotides. NCBI's taxonomy places the organism in Eukaryota, Viridiplantae, Streptophyta, Magnoliopsida, Solanales, Solanaceae. The record is from RefSeq and is a predicted model, not a curated record.
CUGCGAAAUUCCAAAAAGAGCUCACAAAAUUAUCAUCCGAAGGCAGCAGAGAGAAGAAUCCCUUUUCCCCCAAUUUUCUCUCUCCAAAAACAACAACCAAUCUCAGACCCCACAAUUCUCUCCCUUUAAACCCCAAUUUCUCAGGACCCAAACCCCCCAAUUUCUCAGCAAUGCCUGCUUCCUCCUCAGAGACGAGGAAUAGAUGGAGGAAGCGGAAGCGGGAGCCUUUAAUUUCAAGGAAGGCCAAGGCCCAACAAGAUGAUGACGUGUUUGAAGAAGAAGAUGACGAGGAAGACAUUGACCAGCAGGAAAUUGAAGAUGACGACCACCGAAACCCUAGCAAUUCAGUGGAUCGGAGUAAUUACUCAGUUGAAUUGGUAUCAGAAGCUGGGAACCGAAUUAGUGAGUUCCCUUUAGUAGUGAGACGUACUGUUACGCGGCCUCAUUCGUCCGUCCUGAAUAUUGUAGCGACUGAGAAGGCUGGGCAGUGUGGAGAGAGUAGGCAGAAUGGGGUGGUGUUGGAGAAUAUGUCGUAUGGGCAGCUUCAGGCGCUUUCAGCUGUGCCUGCAGAUACUCCUGCCUUGUUGACUGAGGAAAGAGGAGAAGGCAGUGGGAGUGGUUCGUAUGUGAUCAGUCCUCCGCAGAUAUUGCAGGGUCGUGGUGUGGUUAAGCAUUAUGGCAGUGCAAGUCGAAUUCAUGUUGUGCCAAUGCACGCAGAUUGGUUUUCACCUAAUACAGUGCACAGAUUGGAAAGACAAGUGGUGCCACAUUUUUUCUCUGGAAAGUCAGCUGAACAUACGCCAGAAAAAUACAUGGAAUGCAGAAAUUGUAUAGUUGCAAAGUAUAUGGAGUUGCCUGAAAAGCACUUGUCAGUUGCUGAUUGCCAUGGGAUUGUAGCUGGUGUUAGUGCUGAUGAUGUAACUCGAAUUGCAAGGUUUCUUGAUCAUUGGGGGAUCAUCAACUACUGUGCUGUUCCUCCUAAAGCGGAGGCCCUAAAAGAUGUCACAUUGUAUGAGGACUCAAACAGUGAUCUCUGUGUUCCAGUGGCUGGUUUGAAGUCUAUUGACAGCUUAGUCCAGUUUGACAAGCCUAAAUGUUGUCUCAAGGCGAGAGACGUUUAUCCUGAACUUGUGCGUGAUUUUGAUGAUGACUCCGACUUUGACAACUCAAUCCGAGAAAUGUUGUCUGAACUACGAUGCAAUUGUUGUUCUCGGCCUGUUUCACUGUCGUACUAUCAGUCACAGAAAGAGAUUGAUAUUCUAUUGUGUUUGGAUUGCUUCCACGAGGGUGGAUUUGUCACUGGUCACUCUAGCUUGGAUUUUGUCAAAAUAAGCUCUAUGAAAGAUUAUGGAGAUCUAGAUGGAGAUACUUGGACUGACCAGGAAACGCUAUUGCUUCUCGAGGGAAUGCAACUCUACAAUGAAAACUGGAAUCAAAUUGCAGAACAUGUUGGCACCAAGUCAAAGGCACAGUGCAUCCUUCAUUUUGUCCGCCUGCCUGUGGAUGGUGCCCCAUUGGAAAAUAUUGAACUUCCAGGUGCAUCUGGUCCCUCAAGUUCUUUUGCGGGUGAAGAUCGUAACAAAUCUUAUUCAAAUUUGAACGGGAAUCUUGCAGGACCAAGCACUGAAAACCUUGAUUCUGAUAGCAAAUUUCCUUUUGAAAACUGUGGAAAUCCAGUAAUGUCCCUGGUUGCUUUUUUGGCAUCUGCUGUGGGACCGAGAGUUGCUGCAGCAUGUGCCCAUACUUCUUUGGCAGCAUUAUCUAAGGAUGAUACUUUAACAUCACGGAACAUGACUCAGAUAGAUGGAUCUACAGCUGAUAACGGGAUCAGUGUAGGAAGAAUUCAUGGAAAGGAUGGAAGUCCUCGUGGAGAUGUUGGAAAUUCUUAUCAGCUAAAAGAUGAAAAGCCGGGAGGACAAGGUCCAUGGGGUCAACACGAUUCUGGAGGUGCUGCAGUAUCCACUGAAAGAGUAAGAGCUGCUGCUAAAGUUGGUCUUGCAGCUGCAGCUAUAAAGGCAAAGCUUUUUGCUGACCAUGAAGAACGUGAGAUUCAACGGUUAUCUGCAAACAUAGUCAACCAUCAGGUAAUUUGUUGAAAUUAUAGUUUUUGG